UGGAGUAGAAAACGGACUGCCGCUGGAGAGCAAAGAAGAGGAGAGAAAAGGGGGGGGUUCUCUUUUUUUUUUAAGAAAAAAAAAAAAAAGGAGCAGUGAAAUGGUGUGAAAGCUGACCUGUUCCAACCCGAGCGAGGGGACAGACGAAGGAGGACCGACGCGGGACGGGGUUGUUGUUCUUGGUAUAAUUAUUGCAAAAGUCAGUGAACUCCCGCUUUUUGAUGCUGUCCUCACGGAGGUCUGAGCCAAUAACGGACUUAUUGGUCGGCUGAACCAUGCAGAGGCUGCUGCUCCUGAGUUUGGUGUUGAGUUUUCAAACUGCGUGGACAGCGAGAUUCUCUCAGGAGCCGGCAGACCAGUCGGUGGUGCGGGGCCAGAGGGUGAUCCUGUCCUGCGUUGUCUUCAACUACUCUGGCAUUGUUCAGUGGACCAAAGAUGGUCUGGCCCUGGGCAUCGGAGAGGACCUCCGGGCCUGGCCCAGGUACCGCGUCCUGCGGGUCCAGGACUUGGGCCAGUACAACCUGGAAAUCCUCUCAGCGGAUCUGUCCGAUGACUCCUUGUAUGAGUGCCAGGCCCCCGACGCCGCCCUGAGAUCCAGGAGGGCCAAGCUCACCGUGCUCAUCCCCCCAGACGACCCGGUGAUCGAUGGGGGUCCGGAGGUGUUGCUGAAUGCGGGGGAAUCCUACAACCUGAGCUGUGUGUCUCGAGGGGCCAAGCCACCGUCCAUGAUCGAGUGGCUUAAAGACGGCCUGCCCGUGGACGGGGCGGCCAGCGCCACUGAGGUGCUUCCAGACAGGAAGAGAGUGACCACACGUAGCUAUCUACCCAUCCACCCCGUUGACACCGACACCGGGAGGAACUACAGCUGCGUGGCCACCAACCUGGCUGUUCCCACUGGCAAAAGCACAACCGUCACCCUCAACGUGCACCAUCCACCCACGGUGACCUUGUCCAUCGAGCCUCGCUCCGUCCUAGAAGGGGACAGAGUCACCUUCACCUGCCAGGCUCAUGCUAACCCUCCUAUCAUGGGCUACAGGUGGGCGAAGGGCGGCGUGGUGCUGCAAGGGGCCAGGGAGAGCGUGUUCACCACCACGGCCGACCACUCCUUCUUCACCGAGCCCGUCUCCUGUCUGGUUUUCAAUGCGGUGGGAAAGACCAACGUCAGCAUCCUGGUCGACGUUCACUUCGGUCCGAUCCUGUUGGUGGAACCGCAGCCAAAGACGGUGGACGUGGCCUCGGACGUCAGCCUCAACUGCAAAUGGGCCGGAAAUCCUCCGCUCACGCUCACGUGGUUCAAGAAGGGGUCGAAUUCGGUUCUGAGUAACAGCAACCAGCUGAAUCUGAACGCGGUGAGCCAGGCGGACGCCGGUCAGUACGUAUGUAAGGCCAUCGUCCCGCGGAUCGGAGUGGGAGAAACCGAGGUCACGCUCACCGUCAACGGUCCACCCAUCAUCUCCAGUGAUCCGGUGCAAUACGCUGUGAGAGGGGAGAGGGGGGAGGUGAAAUGCUACAUCGCCAGCACGCCUCCUCCAGAUAAGAUAGUGUGGGCGUGGAAGGAGAACGUGUGGGAGAAGGAGAAGGGGACGCUGCUGGAGCGCUACACGGUGGAGCAGAGCAAGUCGUCGGCGGAGGGCGGCGGCGUCCUCUCCACCCUCACCAUCAACAACGUCAUGGAGUCCGACUUCCUGUCCACCUACAACUGCACGGCCUGGAACUCGUUCGGACCCGGCACCAUGAUCAUCACGCUGGAGGAGAAGGAGGAGUUCCCGGUGGAGAAGCUGGCCGUCGGGGUGGCGGGCCUCGCCAUCAUCUUCUCCAUCCUCCUGCUGGUCCUCGUCCUCAUCUUCUACCGGCAGCGCAAAGGCAGUCGGCGCGGCGUGACGCUGGGUAAGCCGGACAUCAAGGUGGAGACGAUAAAUAAGGAGACGCACAGCCUGGAGGAGGACUCCGGCAGCGUGUCCACGGCGUCGCGCAUGGUUAAGGCCAUGUACUCGUUUCUUCCCUCUGUGUCCUUCUCUCCCUCCAAUCAGCCCUUUAAAGACGACAUAGAGCUCAAGUCCGACCUCCGCAGCGACACCCUGGACACCCGCCAGGAGUACGACCUAAAGGACCCCACCAACGGCUACUACAACGUCCGAGCCUCCACCCACGACGAGGUGCGGCCCGCCUCCCGCUCCACCAUGCACUACUCCGACUACCGCUCCCCGACGGGAACCCCGGGGGGCGCGGCGUCCAUCAGCAGCAGCACCGGGGGCUCGGGGGCCACGGCCAGCGGCGGAGCCCCCGGCCCCCCCGGCCCACUAACCUCCCCGGGCCGCCCGCAAGCAUGCUACGACCCCCGGCCGCCCUCCAGACUGUCGCACAUCAGCUACGCCCAGUUCAACACCUUCACCCGCGGCGGCCAGAGCCAGCAGCCUCCGGCCAACCCCGGCCCGCCCCCCGGCGACUUCCCCGGGGACUGUAGCCUCCUGGACUCCACGUCCCAGCUGGCCUACGACAACUACGGGUACCCGUCGCACUACCAGACAUACCGCAUGGGCUUCGCGCCGUCCAGCCUGGCCCCCCUGGAGGCCGGCCCGUCCUACGAGAUGUACGGGGUGGGGUCCGGAGUGGGUUCCGGGGUGGUGUCCGGAGUGGGGAGCCCCGGCGUCGGGGUCGGAGUCGGCGUCGGGGUCGGGGUCGGGGUCGGGGUCGGCCCGGGGGGGCCCGCUCCCUCCGGAUCGGAGACUGGACUGGGGAAGUACGGCAGCUCCACUCGUUUCUCCUACACCUCCCAACACUCUGACUACUCCCACAGCCGGCACACACAGAGGAUGCAGACUCACGUUUGAGAAGAUCUCUUAAAAUAAAAUAGCGUCACACCUAAAAAAACAAAAAAAAAAAAAAUCAAAAAAAAAUUCAAAAAAACUACAACAACACAAAUUUACACCCACAUAUUUUCACGCGCUAAACACACAAAAAAAGCAUCACACCCACCAUGCACAAAGUCAGAGAAAAAACCGUGACCGCGAGACGGGGAGCGUAUGAGAAACGCAAGACACGAGCGAGAAGAGGAAAAAAAAACAAAAAUAUUCAAAAAAAAUCAACAAAAAAAAAAAAAAAAAGAGGAGAGCGGAAGAGAUACCGAGACAGGGAAGGGAAAUUCCCUCACUCCCGAUGUGUUUAUAAUCUGAGCUCUGAAAGAGCCAGACAGCGCAAGUCACAAUCAAGACCAGAGGGGGGGGGGGGGGGGUGGAAGAAAGAAAGAAA
Molecule: messenger RNA, 3249 nt
Organism: Mugil cephalus (flathead mullet)
Lineage: Eukaryota; Metazoa; Chordata; Actinopteri; Mugiliformes; Mugilidae
Gene: kirrel1a
Product: kirre like nephrin family adhesion molecule 1a
Exons: 15
Coding region: 276-2831 (851 amino acids)
Biological process (GO): cell-cell adhesion
Cellular component (GO): cell-cell junction
Molecular function (GO): cell adhesion molecule binding
Source: RefSeq, a predicted model, not a curated record